UGAUGCACUUUUGCUAUGGUUGGGACACGAAAGACAUAGCUAGUCAAUAAGAAACUGUCAAAUCUGUUUUGGCUAUUAGUUCUACAUAAUUCAUAAAGUGUUUGAUAAAGUGUCAAACAAAUUACAAUUAAGAUAUAGUGAACAAAUGAGUAUAUUCUCCGUUAGGUCGUAGUUGAAAGGUCGCAGCUAGUUUAACAUGUCUGCGCCCACGAGCACAUCAUCUUGAAGGAGAUGUGGAGGUCCGCCUGUGGCCUCUCUGUGAGGGCAGCAGAGAGGGCAAUACACAGAAAAUGUUCACAUAGGCUCUAUGCUCACAAUGCGGAAAAACCUCCUCCUCAAUCUACUCCCCGGACUCAGGCGGAGAAAGAGAGGCGGAGGAGAGAUAAGGAGGAGGCCAUACUGAGCAGUCAACACAACAAUGUUGAAGAUCAAGGAAUGAAAUGGAGUGAGAAAGAGAGGAUAGCGUACAGUGUUUCAACACCUCCUGGGGAGAAGAAAGACACCACCCUGCCCUUCCCUUCGUCCUACAGCCCGGAGUAUGUGGAGACCAGUUGGUACCCGUGGUGGGAGAAAGAAGGCUUCUUCACCCCAGAGAUCAAUGACAGACUGCCACAUGCUGUGAAUCGCUCCUUCUCAAUGUGUAUCCCUCCGCCAAAUGUGACUGGCACGCUGCACCUCGGCCAUGCACUCACAGUGGCCAUAGAGGAUGCAUUGGUCCGCUGGAGGAGGAUGCAGGGCUACAAAGUUGUCUGGGUACCAGGCUGUGACCAUGCAGGCAUCGCUACGCAGACGGUGGUGGAGAGGAGGUUGUUUAGGGAACGAGGGAAGCGAAGACAGGACCUCAGCAGGGAGGAGUUUCUAAAGGAGGUGUGGACGUGGAAGAAAGAGAAGGGAGAGGAGAUCUAUCACCAGCUGAGGAAACUUGGUGCGUCUCUGGACUGGAGCAGAGCCUGCUUCACCAUGGAUCCAGGCUUCAGCAGUGCUGUGACCGAGGCCUUUGUAAGGCUGUGUGACUCUGGUCUGAUCUAUCGCUCUGAGGGGCUGGUCAACUGGAGCUGUGCUUUGGAGUCGGCCAUCUCUGAUAUAGAGGUUGACUCCAAGCAGCUGUCUGGCAGAACCCUGUUGUCUGUCCCUGGCUACCAGAACAGGGUGGAGUUUGGGACCAUGGUCACCUUUAGCUACCCUAUAGACGGCCAGGAUGGAGAGGUGUCAGUGUCGACCACUCGUCCUGAGACCAUGUUGGGUGAUGUGGCCAUCGCUGUGCAUCCUGAGGACCCUCGAUAUCAGGCAGUUCAUGGUAAACAGUGCAGACACCCAUUCGCUGACCGACUCUUACCCAUCAUCACUGACACUAUGGUGGACAUGGAGCUGGGUACAGGUGCUGUAAAAGUUACUCCAGCUCACGACCACACUGACUUCCUGCUUUCCCAGCGGCACUCUCUUCCUCGCCUCACUGUGAUUGGAGGAGACGGCACAAUGACCCCUCUCUGUGGUCAAUGGCUGGAGGGAGUGAAGCGUUUUGAUGCCAGAGAACAAGUGAUCGAUGCACUGACAGAGAAGAUGCUGUUCAGAGGGAAAAGGGAUCACGCCAUGUCUUUACCUGUCUGCAGUCGUUCUGGGGAUGUCAUUGAACCUUUGUUGAAGAAGCAGUGGUUUGUGCGUUGUGGAGAGAUGGCCCGGAGAGCCAUACAGGCAGUAGAUGAGGGACAGUUAGAGAUCAUUCCUCACUUCUACACCAAAACAUGGAGUAGCUGGCUCUCCAACAUCAGUGAUUGGUGCAUAUCCAGGCAGCUUUGGUGGGGUCAUCAGAUUCCAGCCUAUCGAGUGACUCUCUCAGAUUCCACUGACACUCAGGAGGAGCUCUGGGUCUGGGGCAGGAGUGAGGAGGAGGCCAGAGAGCGGGCUGCUGGGAAAUAUGGAGUGACUGCUGACACCAUUACACUGACUCAGGACCCUGAUGUAUUGGACACCUGGUUCUCCUCAGGGCUCUUCCCAUUUGCCAUGUUGGGCUGGCCACAGCAGACAAGUGACCUGAGGCAAUUCUACCCCAACACUAUCCUGGAAACAGGAAGUGACCUCAUCUUCUUCUGGGUGGCCAGGAUGGUGAUGCUUGGCACAGAACUGACUGGGCAGCUGCCCUUCAAACAGGUGCUCCUCCACUCUCUGGUGAGGGAUAAGCAUGGCAGGAAGAUGAGUAAAUCUCUGGGAAAUGUCAUCGACCCUUUAGAUGUUAUCUCUGGCAUCUCUCUGGAGAGGCUCCAAGAGAAAGUGGAGGAGGGCAACCUUGACCCCCGUGAGAGCAUGGUCGCCAUGGAAGCGCAGAGGAAAGACUUCCCUAAGGGGAUCCCAGAGUGUGGUACUGACGCGCUCCGCUUCGCACUCUGCUCUUACAAGGCCCAGGGUGAGGACAUCAGUCUGUCCGUGUCCCAGGUGCUGAGCUGUAGACACUUCUGUAACAAGAUGUGGCAGACAGUGAGAUUCACACUGGGUGUCCUGGAGGACAGAGGGGCUGAACUGGGAACAGUGGAACAGACCUCUCCUCUGGACAGUAUGGACCAGUGGGUUUGUUCUCGGCUCUAUAGCACGGUGCUCCAGUGUGAGCAGGGCUUUGAGAGAUAUGAACUCCACUCUGUUACCGCUGCCCUGCACUCCUUCUGGCUGCACAGCCUCUGUGACAUCUACCUGGAGUGCAUCAAGCCAGUGCUGAGCCAGGACUCUGGCGCCGGGGCGAUCGACACAGUGCACACUGGGAGAGGUAGCCAGAGAGAGAAGCAGGUGGUCAGGGCUGUUCUCUACCACUGUGUGUCUGUCUCUCUGGCCCUCCUCUCUCCCUUCAUGCCCUUCCUCACUGAGGAGCUGUGGCAGAGGCUCUACCUUCUCAGGGGAGAGAGUGGUGAUAGCGCCGGGGCUAGCUUGUGUCUACAGCCAUACCCACAGUCUUCACAACUGGCACACUGGCACUUCCCCCAGGAGGAAGCAGACUUCACUCUGGUCCAGGAAGUGGUGAGAGUAGCCAGGUCCCUCAGGGCCCAGUGUGGCAUGACCAAGGAGAAGCCUGACAUGUGGGCCGUGUGUUCGCCCAGCCAAGCCCAGAUCCUGGUCCACUUUGGCCCUGCUGUACGGACCCUGGGCCGAAUCACCAAGCUCCACCUCCACUGUCCUCAGGGGGCCGGCUCCCUGUCCUUCCCGUUGGCUCCCCCUCCCCCUAAAGGCAGUGCUGUGGGUGUGGUCGACCACUCCUGUCAGUUACACCUCAAUGUUCAGGGCGGUGUGAAUGUGAGCAAACUUAGUCUCCAGCUCUCCCAACGCAGAGAGAAGCUCCUCUCUAAACUGGAACAGUCCCUCUCUCGAACCCGUGUGCCAAACUACUUACAGAAGGUUCCAGAGCGAGUGAGGAUAGAGACAGAGAACAAAAUCUCAGCCUUGGAGCAGGAGCUGAGGAACAUUGAGGAGCAGCUGUCAGCAAUACAGGGACCUCCAAAACACACCUCUGGUCAAAAGUAGUGUACUAUGUAGGGUUUUUCACUAGUUCCCACAGUCAAAGUUAAAUAAAAAAUAAAAUGCA
Molecule: messenger RNA, 3565 nt
Organism: Oncorhynchus kisutch (coho salmon)
Lineage: Eukaryota; Metazoa; Chordata; Actinopteri; Salmoniformes; Salmonidae
Gene: vars2
Product: valyl-tRNA synthetase 2, mitochondrial
Exons: 30
Coding region: 232-3504 (1090 amino acids)
Biological process (GO): valyl-tRNA aminoacylation
Cellular component (GO): cytosol
Molecular function (GO): aminoacyl-tRNA deacylase activity; ATP binding; valine-tRNA ligase activity
Source: RefSeq, a predicted model, not a curated record